GCAACUUGGGUAGACCCGCACCGUGGCUUAUCGGUGAACCCAACUUCUGUUUCCAAACCGCUAACUCAAAAAGGGGCCUGUCUUAACUACUACCUAUUGUGGUUUUGUGUCUCGUGCUGACCUCACACUCACGACCUUCACCACGGCUAACCAUUCAACAACUUCCCGAUGUCUCGACGGCCACCCAACCCCGCUGCCGAGCGGGCAGCGCAGAAUCAACAGACCAUCAAGAACCUCCUGAAAUUAGAGCCGAACAAGGUAUGCGCCGACUGCAAGCGCAAUAAACACCCAAGAUGGGCAAGUUGGAACCUCGGCGUCUUCAUCUGCAUCCGUUGUUCGGGCAUCCACCGUGGGAUGGGCACCCAUAUCAGCCGAGUUAAAUCCGUCGACUUGGAUGCCUGGACCGACGAGCAACUACAGAGCAUCUUGAACUGGGGAAAUGCGCGAGCCAAUAAGUACUGGGAGGCGAAGCUGGCUCCUGGCCAUGUCCCGUCCGAGGCCAAGAUUGAGAACUUUAUCCGCACCAAGUACGAGCUGAAGAGAUGGGUAAUGGACGGGCCGAUGCCGGACCCGGCGACGCUCGAUGCAGACGGCGAUGACGAUGUGCCGCUGAGCGUUGUAAAGGAGAAACAGAACAUUGAGCGGAGAGAGUCUCUGCGCAAGGCAUCCGUUGGCCAGGCAGCCGCCCCGCAGGCCGAUCUUAUCGGGGCGGAUCCAGUGCCCGCCCCAGCCCCGGCACCACCGAGAGCUAGUAGUGCCGGUCCCGCGGCGAUGCAGGUUCCUCCGAAGUCCGACCCUGCUCCGCCCAAGGCGACGAGCACGAAAGACUCGCUUCUAGGGCUAGAUUUUCUAGGUACCCAACCUGCCGCGCCGCCACGGCCGGCGAGCACAACCGGGACGUCGAGCAGCCGAGGCCAGUCGCGUCCAGAUCUCAAGCAGUCCAUUCUCUCACUCUAUGCGACGGCCCCCAGGCCCCAACCGCCCGCACAGCAAGUCUCUCAUACUCCCUCAGGGUCGCUGAGCGGAAUGCCCUCCCCGACAGGCAUGACACAAACGCAGUCCUCGAUGGGUGGACUCAAUGAUGCCUUCAGUAGUCUGAGCUUUGCCAGUUCCCCAUCUUCCAAACCGGUUCAGGUUGAUGCCUUCUCUAAUCUCGGCUCUUUAGCCUCUCCCAAGACUGCGCCUCAGUCGUCUGGCUCUGCCUUCUCAGCUCUAAGCGGUGGCAGCUUUUUCAACUCCAAGCCCGCAGCCUCCACUCAUGAAGCAAAGCAGUCCACUGGAAGCUCGUCUGGUUGGGGCGCUGUUACCUCCCCGGGGUCAACGCCCAAGCCGGCCGCAACGUCGGCUUCUUCAGCCCUCGGCGAUCUGUUUGAUUUCUCCGCAUCUUCCUCGUCGCCAGCUCCUACUCCUCAGCCUGUGUUGGCUCCAACCACAACAACAACCAGCAGCUCUGUCUUUAAUAUCUCUGCGAGCCAGCCGAAGCCCGCUCCUGCAGCAUCGACCACAACAAGCCUAGAUCCGAUCGGCCUAUCAGACUCCAAUGUAUGGGGUGGUAACGCGUGGGCCGUUCCCGAACCGCCCAAGGCCGCCCCGGAACCAGUUAAGCCAACUACACCCGCAGCAACAAAUGACUGGGCGGCACUUGCCAGCAAGCCCAUUGUCCCUGGGGCAUCAGGAGGGUUUGUGCCCAAGGUAGCGGCCGACGAGGAAUUUGGCGGGUGGACAAGCAGCACGACAACGGCAGAUACCAGCGGCCCUCCAAAGCCUGCAGCCGGCUUUGGAGCGAGUGAAGAUCUAUUCUCGAAUGUCUGGCAGUGAAGAGCGAGCUUGCACCAUCAAUUUACCUGGAGGAAGCAUGCAAAGCGAUAUGGCGAAGUCCUAGCAUGGAUUUGCAGGGAAUCAUAUAGCCAGCGGUACUAGAAAGGGAGGGCGGUCGAUCGUGGUCUCGUACUGGUACACAAGACUUGACA
Chaetomium strumarium is the source of this 1970-nucleotide messenger RNA. RefSeq lists its product as uncharacterized. Gene Ontology annotation, molecular function: metal ion binding; GTPase activator activity. Lineage: Eukaryota; Fungi; Ascomycota; Sordariomycetes; Sordariales; Chaetomiaceae. The transcript has 2 exons. The record is from RefSeq and is a predicted model, not a curated record. The coding region runs from base 169 to 1818 and encodes 549 amino acids. Gene Ontology annotation, cellular component: cytoplasm.